This is a messenger RNA of Frieseomelitta varia, 1838 nucleotides long. RefSeq names its product adenosine 3'-phospho 5'-phosphosulfate transporter 1-like. Gene Ontology annotation, molecular function: 3'-phosphoadenosine 5'-phosphosulfate transmembrane transporter activity. Gene Ontology annotation, biological process: transmembrane transport. Lineage: Eukaryota; Metazoa; Arthropoda; Insecta; Hymenoptera; Apidae. The transcript has 8 exons. Bases 154 to 1485 code for a protein of 443 amino acids. The record is from RefSeq and is a predicted model, not a curated record. Gene Ontology annotation, cellular component: Golgi membrane; endoplasmic reticulum membrane.
UUAAACGUCCACGCAUCAUGUAGUACAGUAUUAGUUGCAAAUUAUUAUAAUACUUUUAGAUGCAAUAAAAUAGUUGACGUUGGGAAGCAAAAUUAUGAAACAAUCAGUUAAUUCGUAAUCAUAAUUUACCGAAAUUCUAUUAUAAUUAGAACAAUGCGAAAUUUUUUGGGCGAUAUUGUAAUAUGCAUUUUGCUACUACUUUCAGUAAGCCUUAUAUUUGGAGCUAGUGAAAUCAUUAAAUCCCUUGUGAACACUGGAGAUAAUUUUUUAAAAACUUCUUCCUACAAUUGGAUUAUCAAAUUAUGUUUAAAUUUAUUGAGUUAUGCUACUGUAUUAUUGCCAGGUUGCCUGAUAUAUAAAUAUGUUCGUCAUACUAAAUAUAUUCAAAGAGGAGGAAAAGGAUGUAUACCCAAGCUAGUACAUUUAUGUUUUGUGGGAAAUUGUGAGACAGGAUUAUUGGAUUCUUCUUCUUACACAUCUGCGCCAUCAAAUCAUAGCCAACGUACUUUUACACAAGAUGCUUUAUUACUCCUGUAUUGUUUCUUUGGAUUGCAAAUUAGUUAUUUAACAUGGGGUUACUUACAAGAAAAAAUAAUGACUCAGGAAUAUGAAGAUGUUGCUGGUAACAAGGAUCGUUUCCAAGAUUCACAAUUUUUAGUAUUUGUAAAUCGAAUUCUUGCAUUUUUAAUGUCAGGGUUGUAUUUAAUAUUUCAAAGACAACCACAACAUAAAGCACCUCUUUAUAAGUAUGUAUUUUGUUCCUUAUCAAAUAUUAUGAGUAGUUGGUGUCAAUAUGAAGCUUUAAAGUAUGUCAGUUUCCCGACACAGGUAUUGGCAAAAGCUUCAAAAAUAAUCCCAGUAAUGAUAAUGGGGAAAAUAAUUUCACAUACCACAUAUGAAUAUUAUGAAUAUGUUACAGCUGUACUCAUUUCUAUUGGAAUGACAUUAUUCAUGUUAGAUAGUUCAGAUUACAAAAAUGAUGGAGCUACUACUGUAUCUGGUAUUAUUCUCUUAGGAGGCUAUUUAUUAUUAGAUAGUUUUACAAGUACCUGGCAAAGUGCAUUAUUUGUGGAGUACGGUGCAACAAGUGUGCAAAUGAUGUGUGUAGUUAAUAUGUUUUCCUGUUUAUUAACUGCAAUGUCUUUAUUUCAACAAUCUAGUUUCCCUCUCAUAUUUUCUUUUAUGACAAAGUAUCCUAGGUUCAUUGUGGAUUGCUCACUUAUAUCAAUUUGUUCUGCAAGUGGUCAAUUAUAUAUCUUUUAUACAAUUUCUAAAUUCGGCCCAGUAACAUUUGUCAUUAUGAUGACUAUACGACAGGGUUUGGCUAUAUUGUUAUCUUGUUUGAUGUAUCAUCAUCGCGUAACAAUUAUCGGUAUUAUUGGUAUUCUACUAGUAUUUGGUUCGGUAUUCUUACGAAUAUAUUGUAACAAUCGAUUACGUGCAAUAAGAAGACGUAGGGCUGCGGCAAAUAGUAUAAAAGAUUAAUUAGAGAAACAAAAAACAUAGGUACAAAUUCUAUUAAAUUUAAAAGUUUUUUUUUAAAUGCAUAUAAAAUUUGUUUUCUAGUUGCAAAAAAGAGAUUAAUUUAUAUCGAACAUUGAUUAUAAUAUUUCGGCAAUUUUCAUAUAUUUUAGGAGCAUUAGAGAAAAUAAUCAAUUUAAACAUUCAGUUUUUUAAUUCUCUGAAUUUGUAAUUCAGUUUCAUAAUGAAAACUUUUAAAACUUUUGAGUACUUUUAAAAUAUACAUAUAUACAUAUAUAUAUAUUAAAAAUAAUUAAAUCAAAAAAUGCAUUAUUUAUUCAAGAAAUAUUUAUUUUAUUAUAGACAAAACAUGUCAC